Molecule: messenger RNA, 489 nt
Organism: Cryptococcus wingfieldii CBS 7118
Lineage: Eukaryota; Fungi; Basidiomycota; Tremellomycetes; Tremellales; Cryptococcaceae
Exons: 3
Coding region: 1-489 (162 amino acids)
Source: RefSeq, a predicted model, not a curated record
AUGUUCCUCACCGCCAAACGCACCUUCAACCUCCUCCUCCACACCCCCCUCGUGCCCCUACCCACCACCGCCACCCAGCCCAUAGAGCUCGCCACCAUCUCUUCUGCUUCCAGCCCCGCCCGGCUCAGGGUGAGGACACUGUCCAGCCUGAGUGUGAGGGGGUAUGACCCUGCGACGGGCACUAUGGGUAUGAGCCGUAUGGGCGGACAGAGGAGGGGGGUCAGUACAGAGAAGGGGAGUAGGGAGGAGCUUUAUGCGGAUGAAGCUGGGAAGAGCAGUGCUUCUACCGAUGAGAUUUCGCAUUCCGAUGCUGCUUUCAACAAAGACGCCAACCCUGAAACAGCUGCCAAGGGAGUGGAGCAAGAGACCGGCAAAGACUUUACCAAAGAAUCACCUGCCAACGCCGACGAGUCACUUCCGCUCGGAAAGAAGGGUGAGAAGGACGGAGAGCACUCGAUGGGCACCUCGCGUCAUCCCGAGAAGCGUUAA